AUGGGGAUGCGAUGUCAAGUGUGGGGCUUGACUGCGCUAUUGCUCCUGAAGUACACCGCCAGGGCAUCAGUGCCGCCAGCAACAUCUCGGUCGCCCGACUUGUCAGUGCCAGACCGAGUGGCUGGCGCGCUGUGGGGCCUUUUUGUCGGCGAUGCUUUGGCCAUGCCAGUGCACUGGUACUAUGGUGGCCCAGAUCAAAUCCGCCAUGACUUCGGUGGACAGCUCCUAUCUAGGUUCGAAAAAUCUGUCCAUCCAUUUCCUGAUUCGAUCAUGCAACUGAGCAACACUGGUGGCGGUGGUCGGGGCAGUGACCAGGGAGAUGUGGUGGGAGGGGUCAUCCUCCAUGACAAGAAACAGUAUUGGAGAAGAGGUGGCCAGUUUCACUACCAUCAUACCCUAAGUGCAGGAGAAAAUACGUUAGAAGCGAUGCUGGUCCGAGAGAUGAUGCAUAGCCUUACAAGCACUGGGGGGCGCUUCAGUGCAGAAGACUUUCGCCAGCGCUACGUGAAAUUCAUGACAACUCCAGGGAGCCACAAUGACACAUAUGCCUCCACCUGUCACCGAAUGUUCUUUGAAAAGUGGAGAUCUGGGGUGCCACCAGCAGAGUGUCCGGACAACGAUGGUCACAACGUUGACACCAUCGAUGGCUUGGUCCUUCCGAGUGUGGUGGCCCUCGCAACCUUGGCGCGUGGUGAGAGCGUGGAAGAAGCCACGAGACAGGCGACAGAGGCACUAGCGGUGACGCGUGCGUCCAGUGUGCUGCCUCAAUACCUGCACAUUAUGGCGACCUUCCUUUCAAAGGAGCUGUGCUCAUAUUUGGAACUGGCUGCAGAGGGUAAUCCCACAGAUGCAGCUGCAGAGCUGUUCGCAGAGGAGGCCAACAUUUCAUCUCUGCAAGAGCCAUACGUUGGAGCCAGCCUGGCUCUUCACUUUGCAUCUCCAGGUGUGGCGACCUUCAUGGCCCAGAUCUUUGCCGAGCUGGCGAGGGCAGCUGGACUUCAGCUGUGUGGAUGGGACCUCUACCAUGGGCAUAUGGUCCUUUUCUCCCAUGCUAUGAGUUCCAACGGCGUUGAUCUUGGAGUUCUCUUCCACGCAAGAGAGCACCCAAAAGAGUUUACCAAUCGCAUGGGGCCGGUCCUUCCGGUUUGUUCCCCAGAGAGCGGUGGUGCACGCGAUCCACGGCGUGGGACGCUGCUGUCCAUCCAGGAUCCCAGUUUUCAGGAUCGAAACUUCCUCUGGUUGUUGUCUCUGAAUGCGUGCUUCCGGAUCAAUCUGAGAAGAUGUGCCUCUGUGGCGGCGCAAGGUACGUCUCGAGAAGUGCACUCUGAGUUCUCCAAGCUGCUGGCACCUGGUGCAUCUGGAUCGUGUUUUUUCACAGUAGAUGAGGCAAAUUUUGGGACUCAGCUGGGCACUAUAUGUUAUUUGCCAAAGGAUCAUGACCCUGCAGUGCCGGUUCAUUGGCAAGAUGGACCUGGUUUGUCAGACCUUCUUUGCAUCCCAUGCCACGGCUUUCCAUCUGACUGGCAUUUGGCACGUGCUUUGAAGCAACAAGAUGAAGAGGAAGCUGUUCGAUCCUUGGCCACAAUUGAUGCCGAACUGCUGGCGCUGCUUAAGCAUGAUGAAACACAUGAAUCACGGCGAUGCCUUCGGUUGGGAAGUGCACGCCGGCGACGCCAACUGCUUUCAUUUGCAGAGGCGGAGUUAAACCGCCGCAAUGAACAGCUUGAGCAUGACAUGCAGAAGCGUCAGUGCGAGGCAACGCGCCAGUUGGUAUCUCGUGGCUUCUCCUGGACUGACAUUCAGGAGGUUCUACCAUAUUGUGAAGGAAGCGCAGUGAGAUGUGAAGCUGUGCUGCGGGUGGCUUUUGCCAAGUACCGCUCCAGCGGGGAGCAGGCGGCAGCUGGCGACCUCGGCAAUAUAGAAGUGGUGAAAGCAAAUCGCACACUUUUUGGCAUCUCAAACUGGCUUGGUGGCUGCCCAACACUGGCGCUGCAAGCGCUAUACGUGGCCAAAGCUGUGCCACUGGAAGAUGCAGUUGCGGGCAUUGCAAAGGAGCAAGAGGCUAAAUUUCGAGCUGAUUGCCAUCUUCGCCUGGAAGCUGCACUCAAAUCCAAGCAACAACCCCCGGAUCGACGGAUCACCCCUUCCCCUUGCUCAUGCUGGAGCUGUUUUCACCUCUCAGCCGGACAGCUCCUCAGCAGGCUCUGUGUUUCGCUGCGCUGUGGAGAUGCGGAGGGUGAAAAGAGAGUGGCAGUGCGAGGGAUAUGA
Durusdinium trenchii is the source of this 2268-nucleotide messenger RNA. The record is from the annotation of a GenBank genome assembly. NCBI's taxonomy places the organism in Eukaryota, Dinophyceae, Suessiales, Symbiodiniaceae.